CCACCUAGUAAUGUGAAUUUUACUUCCACGUUGACAUUCCCACUAGAAACUUCACCAUGGUCAGUUUCUCCAUAUUGCUCCUCGUCCUGAUUUCCAGCACAGCUACAGUGUAUACACAUGAAUGCGUUCAGUGCACAGGAACCUCUCUAACAGCUGAUGCAAAGACUCUUGACUGCACCGCUUCUAAAUCCAAAUGUCUCAACCAUCAAGACCACUGCGUGACCCGUUAUUAUGAUAUGAAACAUAUCAAUGGCAAAUUAAUUCAGGGCUUCAUUGUCAGAGAAUGUGGAACAAUGCAUGAUUGCUUCGAUACCAUACUGUUUAGAAAUGAAACUGUCGAACUGUCGAUGUCUGCCCAAUGCUGCGCGCUUGACAUUUGCGAAAUUAAAGAUCCUUCAUUUAAAAAUAAAACGUCUAAAAACCCAGUGAGUUGUAAAGUCUGUUAUGAUGACGGACAGGGUGAGUGUAACACUAACACUACAAUGAAAUGCACUGGAGAAGACAGCAAAUGUGCCAGCAUUUCCUACAAGUCAACAGAUGCAAAUAAUAAGGUUGCGCAGCAAUUCUUCAUGAGAGGAUGUGCCCAAGAAAAAAAAUGUGGCAACCAAACUCUGACAGCCAAAAUCAAUAAUAUCGCAUAUGAGUUCCAUUAUUACUGUGAUGCUUGUGCCAGUCUCCGCUUCAGCCCUGUAAUGCUCGUCCUGGCUGCUCUCUCCUUCAUUAAACUCAUAUAGGGGUUGCUAUUAGUGUCUAUAACAGCGUUAGGUAAAUGUUUGUUCUGGGUGUCCCAAAACGUCAAUUUUCCACAACACCACGUCAGGAUGAAGAGAUACUGCAAAUACUGUAAUGCCAAAGCUUGGAAAAUGCACUGCCACAUAUUGUAUGUGUUGUGAUGUGUAAGGAAAAUAAAUAAUAGGCAGCGACUGUCUGUCAAACCA
Xenopus laevis (African clawed frog) is the source of this 938-nucleotide messenger RNA. RefSeq lists its product as uncharacterized. The transcript is spliced from 5 exons. NCBI's taxonomy places the organism in Eukaryota, Metazoa, Chordata, Amphibia, Anura, Pipidae. The coding region runs from base 57 to 734 and encodes 225 amino acids. The record is from RefSeq and is a predicted model, not a curated record.